AUGGCGCCGAACCUCUCGAGAGAAACUCAAGCAAAAGAUCACAAGCCGCAGACUUUAUUGACACUUGCUGAAUUGCUCGCUCGAAUUCGAGAUUAUCGACUCGCCAGCGAGGUUAUCUGUUGUAGUGCCUCGUUUUCUAUUCAAGAAUUCAUUUCUGAUCGUAGAUUAAAUGUCCGUCUUCAUACAGACGAUGUUAUCACUUCUGGUUUUUUUACGAAUGACGUUGAUCGAGAGGAUGUGAAUGAUGGACUCAAAAUCGCGAAUGAACUUAUUCAACAGCUUCAGAUUCUCGAGUUAACUGACGCAAAGAAAAAGGAGUUGGAAGAGGGAACUUUUGACGAU
Molecule: messenger RNA, 342 nt
Organism: Mesorhabditis belari
Lineage: Eukaryota; Metazoa; Nematoda; Chromadorea; Rhabditida; Rhabditidae
Source: the annotation of a GenBank genome assembly